Messenger RNA from Kickxella alabastrina, 2021 nucleotides. RefSeq lists its product as uncharacterized. Bases 106 to 1884 code for a protein of 592 amino acids. The record is from RefSeq and is a predicted model, not a curated record. Gene Ontology annotation, biological process: nuclear-transcribed mRNA catabolic process, nonsense-mediated decay. Lineage: Eukaryota; Fungi; Kickxellomycota; Kickxellomycetes; Kickxellales; Kickxellaceae. The transcript has a single exon.
AACUCUUUCUUUCAAUUAGCUGCAUUCUAUAUAAAAAAUUCCUUGAAUCCAAUUUCAUUCAAACUCAUUUCCCACACUUUUUUUUCUUUCUUUUUUGCCAAUUAAAUGCCAAAUCUUAAUAAAAAGCAAAAUAUACCAGUAGCCACUCCUUUGUCCACAAAGCAAGAGACAAAGAGCGGCGGAAGUGCCGAAAAUUCCACGAGAAGUAGCGCGAAUUCGGGUCGCGGACGCCCACGCAGACUCCCUCCUCCCUCCGCCCCUUCUAUUCCUACUCCUACUCCUACCCCUGCUUCUACUUCUGCUCCUGCUCCUGCUCAUGCUUCUGCUCAUACUCCUACUCGAGGCGCAAUGGAAGCAGUUGGCAGGAGACUGACUGCUGGCACAUAUUCAAAUUCAAAUUCAAACACAAUGCCGUCGCGCAAUCGUCUGCCGAGGAGCAAACAGAAGGCAGCAUCAUCGGCGUCCGCUUCGACUGUGACAACACCCACGGUUGUUCCGCGCAUUCUGGCCAGGCCAACAACAGCAGCUCAAAGCCAGAGCAAGAGCCAGACCCAGACCCAGAGUAAGAACCGGUCCGAACCGCCUGCUUCCGCCCCCACUUCUAACACCUCCCACCGCGCCUCCAAUUUGUCUUUGAUGACGGAGUCGCCGCGGCUGAUGCGGAGAGACACCGAGCCAACCAGGGAGCCGCCUAUGGAACCACCGACCCAGCGCCGUCACGUGUCGACAACACCUGCAGCUGCUGCCGCUGCCGCGACGCCCGCCACAACAUCGCCGGCAGCAACUAAGCAGCAGACGCUCGACAUUAUCUCUUCAUUCAAGCACAUCCAGGACCAACCAAGGCCCAGCAGACUGACCCUCCUGGCGUCUUCAGGGAAACUCCUAGACACAGUGCUGCGGCGCAACCUCAGCACAUUGCAGACCCGCACAUGCAUCGGAGCCAUUGGCCGCACCAACUCGGGCAAGUCAACGGUCAUGUCGGAGCUCUCCGGGAACAAUAUUUUUCCUGCCAACGGAAUGACCCAGUGUGUCGAUUUUUGGGUGACGCCGGCGCGUGUUUUGCUUUUGGACUCGCCACCGGUUUUAGCGCUGGCGGCUGCGGAUAAGUGGCCGCGCAGGGACGGAUCAAUGUCGCGGCUGGCGACCGCGCGGCUACGCGACCUCCAGGUGUGCGCAUUAAUGCUGAAUGUCUGCGAUACGCUGGUGGUGGUUGUCAAGGCGCCGGCUGGCGCAGGGAAGGCGCAGCAACAGCAGCCAGAGAGGCAACGGCAGGUGGAUGAGCGGUGCUUGGAUCGCUCGUUGGUGAAGUUGAUUAGGAACGCGAGGGAUUUGGCUGCGACCAUUCCUGGACUAAGCUCAGCGGCGACCCUGAAUUCCCGGCAGGUGUCGCUGCAUAUUGUGGUCAAUGGACAUGCCAAGGUUGCCUCCAAGACUGUUGCUGAUGCGUAUGCGAUAGGAACGGGUGUUGCUGUGUCUCGCGUUACGUUUUUGCCAACAAAGUCUGUGCUGAAACAGCAGCAGCAGCAGCAGCCGGGGCUGUUUGCUGAUAUUGCUGGCCGGUGGGCACAGAAGCCACAGUCUCCGCUGCUGCCGCUUUACCCGAUUCCUGGUGGCGACGCUGCUGCGAUAUCCUCCCUGGUGUCUUCUUGGGACUCUCUUCUGGGCACAUCGUUGCCCUUGAUGUCUUUUGAAAUGGCUGCGGAGGAGCUGAGGACAGAUUUGAUGGUGCGGAAUAAACGAAACGAGAUAGUUUGGCGGAGGGAGGAACCGGAGGGUGCGUGGAUGGCUGGGUGUUUGAAAGCCUGGGAUUUUAUUCGAAGAGCAGAUGUAUUGUUUAGAGCUGCAUUGGUGAGAGACGAGGAUUUGGAUUCAAUGGAUUUAUGACGUUAAAAAAAUGAAACGAAAAAAUGAAAAUGAAAAAUUGUUAAAUAGUAGCCCGAAGUCAAGUCUUCCUUUAUUUCUUUUGAUUGACAGGGCCUCCUUUUUUAUUAUUAUUUCUGGGCUUGAGGAAUUGGAUAUGU